Schistocerca gregaria is the source of this 4929-nucleotide messenger RNA. RefSeq names its product max dimerization protein 1-like. Gene Ontology annotation, biological process: regulation of transcription by RNA polymerase II. The transcript has 7 exons. Gene Ontology annotation, molecular function: DNA-binding transcription factor activity, RNA polymerase II-specific; RNA polymerase II cis-regulatory region sequence-specific DNA binding; protein dimerization activity. The record is from RefSeq and is a predicted model, not a curated record. Bases 125 to 772 code for a protein of 215 amino acids. NCBI's taxonomy places the organism in Eukaryota, Metazoa, Arthropoda, Insecta, Orthoptera, Acrididae.
UUCGGGUUUGACAUCAAUAAAUGCAGGAGUGAGUUCGUAGGGAGUGGACGUUUCUCGUUUGUUAGUCCUUCGCGUUUGUAUUAUAUUCGUCUUCUUUUAGUAUUUUACUUUAAAUCGACUAACUAUGAGCAUCGCUGCGCUCUUAGAAGCUGCGGAGUACAUUGAGAGGCGAGAACGAGAAGCAGAGCACGGAUAUGCUUCAACACUGCCAAUGCCCGAUGAUCUCAGGAGCGUAACGAAAAGGCCAAAGACAAAGAAAUCUCAGGGAAGCAGGACGACACAUAACGAAUUGGAAAAGAAUAGGAGGGCCCACCUGCGAAACUGCCUGGAGAAGCUGAAAGAGAUGGUGCCGCUGGGACCCGAAGCAUCCCGGCACACCACCCUGGGCCUCCUGACGAAAGCGAAACGGUUCAUAAAGAACCUGGAGGACCGCGAGCACAAGCACGCCGUGCACAAAGAGCAGCUGAGCAGGGAGCAGCGGUUCCUGAGGCGGCGCCUCGAGCAGCUGCACGCCUACUGCGCCCUCUCCAAGCGGCGCUCCGUCUCCGAGUGCUCCACCUCCACCGUCUCCAGUACAAAUUCCUCCGCAUCGUCCUCGCUGUCGUCCGCGUCGCCCUCCUCCAUAUCCGAAUCGGAUGAAGUUGACGUGAUCGGUUACACGAGCAACCAGAGCGACACUGAUGACCAUAGCAGUGUGCAGUCCACCUCCAGUGAUAGCGGGGUCGCCAUGUCCACCAGUCGCCUCACCCUCUCUGAGAUGGAAAUCAUCUAGGUGAACGGGGAUGAAGCUGGGAGCAGUUGAGGGACAAGACAUCAGCCUGCCCAAGAUCUGCCAUGCCCUGCCUUCUCCUCGGCCUGCAAACCAUGCACCGUCUUAACAGAGCCAGUAUAUUGCAUUUGUAUUAGUAACCCACCACACUCAUUUCUCCUCUAGUCAACAAUGGUAACAUCUGUAUUAUAAAAGAGAUUUGGGAAAAUAAGCACAAUGCAUACACUGCAUGUGCAGAUUUUAUUUAUGUAAAUUGUACAUAUAUUCAUUUUAAAGAGAAUAUUAAAGGCCUUUCUGUAUUAUUUGCAGGUGUAGAUGGUCAGGAAUAAUUUUUUCUGUCCAGUUUUAUUUGGCAUUAGCAUUUUUGAAAGUGCAGAUAUGUUUUAACAAAUACUAGUGCUGUGCAUGGAUUAAGAGACUAUUUUUUAAAGAAAUUUCUCAUAAAUGACCCUAGCAGGCAGAUCUCUGGAUGGUCUCCUCUGAACUCUCUUCUGUAGUUUACAUCGGUUAAGUAUAUGUCGUUAUAUUUCUCCAAAGACAGCCAAGACACUGCCCCGUACUUCGGUUUACUUCUGCCGUGCAGUGGUCCGAGAAUCACAUUGAAAAUUAGUAUGACUGUGUAUCCUGUACAUAGGUUAAUUGUUUCCUCACAGAGGGGCCAGGGGACAGGGAGAAAUGUUAUUUUUACUUAAGUGAUACGUUGCAAGAAGAGUGUGAGGAGUGGAUCUGCAAGUGGAACUGAUGCCUGGGCCGAUGUGGACCCAGUGAUACCCGCCCACACUUGCGUGUGCCAGAUCUCUAGAACCAAAAUGUUGUCUGUCCCUCUGUUCUCCUUCCUGACAGCCUGGGGAAGAACAUGGAAAAUAUUAUUAUAUUUAAAGAUAUAAAAAAAUAUUAAAAACAUCAAAACUUUCAAAGAGUACAAAUUCUGUAUAAGUCCCUCAUGAUAGUGGGGAACUUUUUAUGUUAAAAUUUCCAUGGACUUGGGUUUCAGCAGAUAGUAAAGUAGGGCACAACACUCUUAUUUUACUAUUUAAUGAUAAAAGUGGAGAAAGGAGGAUAAUGUUUACCUGACCAACCUCUUUCUCCACUGACUGAAAAAGAAAACUGCAUUAGAGGCCAGCCCUGUGCUAUAUGCUGAAACGCUUGUGUUCCAGUGGUUAGAACUGAAAGCCUCUUCACGUGUAGCAACGGUGAAACGGAAAUGUGCGACUGAGUGAGAGUGACUGCUUGUGUCAGUGCGAAAGAAGGGUAUAUACCGUGAGGAAUGGCUAAAGCUGUGUACAAUAAGAUUGUGAGUGGACUGAGUGGGAUUGUAUCCAGGAAUCCAAUACUAAUGUGGUAAUAAAGGCAGAAUGAUCUGAAGGAGUCAUUUUAACUACUCUUUGAAUUAAAAAUUCAAUUGUGCAAUUAAUUAGACACGUGAGAUACUGUUAUUUCAGUCUUUAUAAUUAUAUUAUUAAUAUAAAAUAUUAUUAUAAUUAUUAUAAGUAAGAGGUAUGCCUGUGAUUAAUGUUGUCUCUUGUGGAAAAGAAUCCUGGAUUCUGUCCCCUCUACCCAGUGAUCGAGACGACUGAAAAUAAGAUAGUAUUUUAAGCCACCUGAACACUGAUGACAGAAAGAGGCUGUAGUUUGUCAGCUGUUUAAUGUGUCUGCUUCUCUUAGCUGCAAGGUUAUAGAAAACACAAAAAAAUACCUAACUACCUUUCUGUUUAAAGAAAAGAGCUUCAAGGAUUCUUCACAAAACCAAAAAUGAAAAACAAACAAAAAAAUACAUAGAAGUAUAUGUUACUGAAAGCACUGUCUGUUUGGUCUCAAGGUAUCUAUAAAGUGUGAUACAACAGGACAAGAAAAUUUUUUGUAGAUUAAUUUUUGUGAAAGUUUUUGUGUAGCAGCAAUAUGAAUUGAUACCAGUACUGUGAAUAUUUGGUAUCUCAGCUUAGGUUCAGCCACAUCUGUCAUGGUUUUGUGUUUGACAUCUUUGUUAGAAGCACUGGAAAGAAUAGAAAGGCUAUCAUCUUCAUGUUUUGAAGCCACCUUGCUGCUUUUGUGUUAUAGAUAUACCAGACAGACCUACCCUCCAGAUAUUUCUGUUUCCAGAUGCUUUCUGUGGUCAGUUCUGUUAUGUUACCCUUCACGUGAUCAUAUUAUGAACAGUGACCUAAUGCAGAAUUGCAUGAAUGAAUUCUUGUAAUAGACAUUUAGAAAAACAUUUUAUGUCUAUUAUUCCAAUGAUUUUUCUCCCUUUUUAUGGCUGUCUGAAGAACUGAUUGUACAUAUUACUUGUAACUAUUCAUAUUGCAUCAUUGUUUUGUUCUUAAUUUUCUUGAUUCUACAGAAAAUAAAAUUUGUGUAUUAUUGUAAUAUUUGAUGUAGUUGUCUUUUUGGUUCUCCAUUUCCCAAAAUUUGAAGCAAAACACACAUUUGUAGUUAACAGGAUGUUUAUAGAGUAUAUAUUUCAGUCCAUUAUGUAUCAACACCAAGUGUUGUAUCAUGCUAAAGCACCCUGUUCCAAGUAGUCCACAUUUAGGAGGUCAGUACACAAAUAAAAUAUACUGAAAGUCUUAAAAGAAAUUGUUUUUGAAUGUGUAUCCUCCUUCAUUUAAAAUUUAUAAUGAAAUGAAUUUUCCCUAGUGUUCAUAAAUGUGCUGCAUGAAUAACUGUGCUAUAUCAUACCAUAAGGAAGUUGGUAUUGACAAUAAAGUACUGAUGGCAAUCAAUUUAACUUUACCUGCAUGUACAAUAGAGCACAAAUGAAUCAGACUGAUUGGAGUAGUAUUGGUCCAGAUAACGUUAGCAUUAUAGACAUUUAUUACAAAUAGUGUUACACAGUACAAUGUAAUGGAUACAUAUUAAUGCUGAAAGUAUAUUUUAAUCUAUUUUUAAUAGAGUAUUCUUUAAAGUAUUGCACAAAAUGUAAUGUAAUGUAUAGUAUAUUAAAUGUGAUUAAGAUAAUAGCUGAAUAAGACAUACUGUAAAUUAGAUCUCAUUUAUUUGCAGCCAAUAAGUGAUCAGUUUUUAAAUCAAUAGCUCAACAUUUUGUCUCCCCUCCCACAAGCUUUCUUCGACUGGUUACAGAUAUAUUUUUGGCAUAUUUUAUGAGUACAUAUAUAUUCUUGUUAGUACUUACAUUUAGAUCAACUGAGCUACACCUAAAAGCAAAAAUAUAUGUUAUGUUACACAAGAACUAAUAAUUGUAGUGUUAAAUGUACAAACUUUGUCUCGUUUAAAUGAAAUUACGUGUAUGCUGUGCUAGGUAGAAAUUUCAAAAGGAACUGAAUUCAGACUUACAGUUACACAUACAUAAUAGCAGAUGAAACCAGUGGCGUACAUUCAGUUGCAAAUCAAGCAUACAGUUUGUUUACAGAAGUCAUUGAAUUAUAUAUGACGUACAUAGCUGAUGACAAAUUACUUUGAAUGUGUUCUAAAACAAUUCUAAGAUGCCAUAUUACUGCAAAUGCACAAUUAAUUAGAGAAAAACAGCAUUGUGAAACUGUGUUUCAGACGUAAUUGCAUAAAAAGCCAUUACUAAGGACUUUGAAUUAGAUUGCAUUGGGUUAAUGAUAGUGAUGCUUGUAGUGCAAAACAUUGGGUAGACUGAACUAUUUACACUUUUCCCUACUACAUCGGCAACCAGGUUUUUUUCCUGUUUGAACCUAUAUCUGCCCCUUCAGUUUAGUGCAGUUCUGGUGUUUUCAUAUAUUUCUUCACUUCUCUUAGUUAAGAUCAAAUCUACUUUCAAAAAUAGUGUGUCAAGACAUAGCCAAUUGAACAUAUAUCAGCCCUACAGCUGUUUUUACUGAUUUAAUUGGGCAGAGACUGGGAGGUAAUUGGUAUUGCAGUUAAUGAUGAAGUAAGAAACUUUUAAUCCUGUUGCAUAAAAAUACAUAAUGGAAAAAUUCUUUCUACUGUCAGUUGAUUUAAUAGCUUUUGUCUAAAUACCUGUAACAAAUUUAUUAAGAACAUCCAUUCAAAAUGAAACAAAUCACAUCUUUCAGCAUAUGUAUGAUCAGUUGCAUAUAUGUUUUGACAAAUUCUGCCUCAGUGUAAUUUCAUGAUGAUUUAGUAAUUUGAAAAUCAUUAUGGUGAUUAUUUGAACUGCCAAUGCAUGUGUUGAAUAUUCAUCCUCAAAACACAAAUAUAUUAUCACAUUGAAAAUA